AUGAGAUCCGUUAUGCAAAAGAAGAAAAACCCCAACGACAACAACAACAACCAACAAAUGUCUGAACAGCCAGAACUUUUGAAGUGCAUAAAUCUCGAAAAUAUGGAUGUCUGGUCUACCAAUUUGUCAUUUGACAGCGGUCAUUAUCAUCGAGUUAAACAACUGCGACCACAACUGCAGCCACAACUACAGCCACAACUACAUAAUCAGCCACAGCUACAGAAUCAACCGAAACUACAAAAUCAACCACAACUACAAAAUCAACCACAACUAGUACAAAAUCAGCAAUCAACUUUACCAUAUCACCGACAACAAAUUUUUAAAAAUCAACAAAAUGUAUCUAAAGAUGCUGCUAAGCAAUCUUUAACGCAGCACUUCAAUACUCUUCAAUAUUCCAAAAAUCAACAUCAACAACUACAACAUUCUUUACAACAACAACUGCAUCGACAACAACGACAAAAUAUCACCCCACAACAAAACUCACCAACGAAAGCAACAUGUAUUCAUUCGUCUUGCUGCACGCAUUUCAAAAAGCCUUAUCAAUUACAGGAUUCGUUUAGACCGUCGUUGGAUUCAAAUAGACCGCCGCUAGACUUGAAUAGGCUGCCACUGGAUUUGUAUAGAUGGCCACAUGACUUGUGUGGACCACUAUCAAAAAAUAUGACUCUACCUUUAAAUGUCUCAAACAACAAUGCCGGUUUCAUAUCUGAUGAUAAUUUGAAUGAGGAUGGAAAAGAAAAGUAUAACAAACAUCAUCUCAUUCAUGCAAAAUCGUUUACAGAUUUUGAUCAACUGGAUUCUGCUAAAGGAGCUACUUGUUGCGGAGAUCGUUGUUGCCACGUUGUCGUUGAUGACAUCAUCAUGAACAACAACAACAACAACAACAGUUUUGUUGAUGAAAUAUGCAACAACAAUUUCAACAACAAACUUGAUACCAGUCUGAAUAAUAACGCGAAGAGCAACAUUAACUGUUGCAACAAUGAAUGUAGCAACAACUGCAGUUGCAAUUUUAACCACGAGACGUCGUUUAACCAGCUCAAAUGCAACACGUCUAGCAACGAAAUUGUCUAUGACAUCAUCAACAACAACAAAAACCAAUCCAGCAACAACAAAAACAUUUUCGGCAAUAACGUCGACAACAACUCAUGCACAAGCAUUAAUAUGAUCAGACGCAAUUAUUCUAUACCGUCAAUCGCCGACCAAUACAACAACAACAACAACAAUAAUAAUAACAACAACACGGCAACUACAACAACAACCAGCAAUACGCCCGACACUGAACAACCACAACAUCAACAUUUGCAACAACAACAGCAGCAACAGCAACAAAAUCUACCGAUAUAUUUUGUGAACAAUGAAGUAACCAAAUGUGAUCCUAGAGACGAAGCCAGUGCAGAAAACAUGGCCCCCACAAGUUUCGUCUUCAUCAUGGAUAGAUUGAGCAACGUUUGUUGCCGCAAGAAAGUUGAGCAACACUGCAACAUUGUUCGUCAACAUCGCAGCAACAACAACCGCAACAACAACAACAACAACAACACCAGUAACUACUCCGACAGAGAAAGCAACGACCACGCGUUCGCUUACGUACGUGAGAUGACGUCAUACACGCCUUGUCAUUUUUGCAGUUUCGGUCAGUGUAUGGAAAGAGGAAAAUCACGUGAUCUGCGGAAUGACGUCAUUGAAGAACCAACGAUUUCGUUAAAACAACAAACACAAUUAAAACAACAAGCAUUACAAAUCAACAACAAAUACGACAGAAAGUACGUCGUGUGUUCGUGGUUCCUCGUCGGUAUUGUGGCGAGUAUUUGCGGCAUAUUCGUCGGUACUCUCAUGCAGAACCGGCUACUGUCCGUACGCGGGAAUGCACUCAAGUUCAGCCAUGAAGCCGUGCAGAGAAACAGAAGCUGGCUUGAUGAGCGUGAGUGGGAUUCCUUCUCAUCCGAAAGAUUAGUCUCAUCAUAUUCACGCGAUGACGAUGACGACAGAAAUCUUGAUGGCAAUGAAGAAGAUGAUGGUGAUGGUGAUGAGGAAGAUGAUGAUGAUGACGGCGUAGAUGAUAAAUCGGCUUCAACAACAUCAACUGGUAGUAAUUUUUUUGAAAAAAUAAACAGCUAUACUCGCAAGCGGCACUAUUUUACGCGUCCAAUUACUUGA
This is a messenger RNA of Helobdella robusta, 2154 nucleotides long. RefSeq lists its product as hypothetical. Bases 1 to 2154 code for a protein of 717 amino acids. The transcript has 6 exons. The record is from RefSeq and is a predicted model, not a curated record. NCBI's taxonomy places the organism in Eukaryota, Metazoa, Annelida, Clitellata, Rhynchobdellida, Glossiphoniidae.